GACUUUCCAAGAUCUCACUUAACCAUCAAAACAACCACCUUUGCCUAAUUAUCUUCCUUGACUAGUUUAGUACCACUUUUGAUCUGCUAAUCAGCUUUUUCUCUUCCAAUUAAUUUCAACAACCAUGGCUGAGGAGAAGCACCACCACCACCUCUUCCACCACCACAAGGAGGAGAAGCCUGUAGAGGAGGCUGUGUAUUCUGAGACCACUUACGCCGGCGAUGGCUUGGGCGGAGUCUCCGCUGUGGAGACCACCGUGGUUGCCACCUCCACUGUGGAUUAUGAGAAAGAGGAGAAGCACCACAAGCACAAGGAACACCUCGGUGAGCUAGGUGCUGUCGCUGCUGGUGCUUUUGCUCUGCACGAGAAGCACCAGUCUAAGAAAGACCCUGAGCAUGCUCACAAGCACAAGAUUGAGGAGGAGAUCGCAGCAGCAGUUGCAGUGGGGAGUGGUGGAUAUGCCUUCCACGAGCACCAUGAGAAGAAAGAGGCCAAGAAAGAAGAUGAGGAAGCUCAUGGCAAGAAACAUCACCAUCUCUUCUAAGCUUUUGUCUAGUGAUCCUCUACUGUGUCCUUCUUCCCCAUCUCUCUCCUAAUUUCCUUUCUGUUUGUGUUUCCUUUAUUAGAUAAAUGAGGGUGAUAUGUUUUCCUUUCUAUUUUGUUGGUGGAUCUCAGUCACUCAGUUUGGAUUUCUCCUACUUGUGUGUGUCUUAAAUAUUACUAAGUGAGAGUUUUUCUUUUUUUCCCUUUCUUUUA
Molecule: messenger RNA, 756 nt
Organism: Macadamia integrifolia
Lineage: Eukaryota; Viridiplantae; Streptophyta; Magnoliopsida; Proteales; Proteaceae
Product: abscisic stress-ripening protein 5-like
Exons: 2
Coding region: 125-544 (139 amino acids)
Source: RefSeq, a predicted model, not a curated record